Messenger RNA from Brenthis ino (lesser marbled fritillary), 1095 nucleotides. NCBI's taxonomy places the organism in Eukaryota, Metazoa, Arthropoda, Insecta, Lepidoptera, Nymphalidae. The record is from the annotation of a GenBank genome assembly.
AUGGGUGAAAAAGAUGACUAUUUAACUUCAUACCGAGUGUUCUUUGAGAAUUUUGCGGCUACUGUCGAUCCUGAAGAUCAAUUACCUGUGAACAUCGCAGGAUAUACAAUUACUGAGGCGGAGUUACCGGGAGAAGUCAUAUAUUGGACUACUCAGUACUUGACUGAAAAACAAUGUCCGCUAACACUGAUGGCUCCGCUGCAGCGGAUCAUACUUGAAGAGGUGCAUGUUGCGUCUAAGAAGCAUCCUAAUGAGUUUGGAUACGAUUCGGAUGAUUCAGAAUACAUAGCUCUCCGUCUAAUGCAAGCAGUGACGGCACGCGUCAAUGAUGUGUGCCUCCGAUAUUUGGACAAUUCCCGCUUAGACACUCUCCCUCCCCCACCGCCGGCCUCAAUGAAAGAAUACCGUACAGUAUCGUCUGCCACCAAGAACGUUCGGAGAGUAAUGGAAGAUAGACAUGUAGAAUUUGGAAAUCUUGAAGCUUUAUUUGGAAUUGAGACGACAGAACCGACGAGUUUCUACGCAGUGUACGACGGGCACGCGGGCUCGGCCGCCGCCACGUACUGCGCCGCGCAUCUGCACCAGUACCUGGUGGAGAGUCCGCACUUCACGAGGGAUCUGCGACAGGCGAUGCACGAUGCUUAUCUUAGAACAGAUGCUGAGUUUGUGCGGAAAAGUAAUCAAAAGCGCGCGUCGGGCGGCAGCACGGCGGUGUCGGUGGCGCUGCGCGGGCGGCGGCUGGUGGCGGCGUGGGCGGGCGACUCGCUGGCGCUGCUCGUCAAGCGCAUGCGCCUCAUGCAGCUCGUCAACCCGCACAAGCCCGACCGAGCCGACGAACGAGAACGAAUAGAAUCGACGGGAGGUAAAGUGAUGUUUUGGGGCACGUGGCGCGUCAACGGGCAACUCGCGGUGUCACGCGCUAUCGGUGACGCGAAAUACAAACCGUGCGUGACGGCGCGGCCGGAGAUCACCGAGGUCGAUUUGGACGGCGACGAGGACUUUGUUGUGGUGGCCUGCGAUGGUCUCUGGGACGUCGUAAGCGAGGACGCUGUUGCCGUCUCUGUCUACAAGCAGUUGAUGAAUGAUCCAAGUAAG